AAGUGAUGGGCCGAGGUGUCAGCGUUUUUCUGCCCGCUCUGGUGACACGGAGCGAGGCUGGCUGUGGUGAAUGUGCUGCUGGUUGAUUCGCUUUAUACAUUAUGGAGCCGCCCGACUUCGAAACCAUGAAUUUCACGGUGGCGCCGGAGGUGCCUGCCUACCCGGUGUGCAAAGAGUGGAAAGAGGGUGCGGAAGGAUCGGUGUUCCAUCUCGCCAACAUCUUUCUGUUCCUUGGGUUCAUGGGGGGCAGUGGCUUUUACGGACACUUCUACCUGUUCACCUUUCUCACUCUGGGCUUCUUCUGCUCCACUCUCUGGUCGUGGUCGGACUCCUGCACCACGGACUCUUUUCUGUGGAGUUUCGUGAUCUUCGCGGUGUGUCUGGUACAAGUCCUGCAUAUGUCAUACAGGCUGAGGAGCUUUUCGUUUGACAAGGACUUCCAGGAGCUGUAUAGCUGCAUGUUUAAAAGACUCGGAGUAUCAUUGUCCCAUUUUGGGAAGAUAGUGGCCUGCUGUGACGGGGAAGUGCAAACUUUAGAGAAGGACCACUGCUUCGCCGUAGAAGGAAAAACCGCUAUUGACAAGCUGUCAGUGCUGCUCGCCGGAAGAAUCCGUGUGACAGUUAAUGGAGAGUUUCUGCAUUACAUCUACCCUUUCCAGUUUCUGGAUUCACCAGAAUGGGACUCUCUGCAACCAUCGGAGGAGGGCGUAUUCCAGGUGACGCUGCGUGCUGAUAAGCCCUGCCGGUAUGUGGCAUGGAGGAGGAAAAAGCUCUACCUGCUCUUUGCUAAGCAUCGCUACAUAGCCAAGAUCUUUGCCCUGGUUGUACGCAAUGACAUAGCAGAAAAGCUGUAUUCACUCAGUGACAAGACUUUUGACAGAUACGGACACCGCUACGAUCUCCGCUUACCAUGUUACCCUCACAUGCCGGGGACUGAAAUAGAAAGGGCUGAUGACCAUCUGCAAGUGCCGGUGCAGAGCAGGGGGUCGCCAUAAACAUACACACGUGCACAUUCUUCAUCUGCUGAACCGCAGUGCAUGGAAGUCAGGCUGCAGACAUGUUUGCAGACAGGCAGACCGUAUACCUGAGCACAAAAACAAUCUGUAGUGUUGCUACUCAUAGGGCCAUAAUUUAGGGGGCAAUGAAACUUUUGAAACUUGCCUCGGAUUUUAAAUCAAACGAUCAAGAUCUGUUAGAAGUGCAGAAUUUAUCUUUAAUUCAAGGGGUUUAGCAAAAUUAUUGCAUUAUCUGACUUAUAGACAUUUUUAUACAGUUACAGCGGCGCCAAAGAGAAUGGACAGUAAAUUUAGAGAAAAUGUAGCAGAUCUAAACUCUGGAUUUGAUUCUAAGUGUUCCAAUGCAGAGAGACACAAAUGAAGGAUGACAUCAUCAGGCUGCAAAGCCAACAGAAGCCUGUCAGAGAGGAACAACUUUAAGAGUGGCAAAUCAACAAUCGUGGACAUUUUUAAGAAGGAUGCACUGGCCAGCUCAGCAGUAACUAAAGGCCUGGAUAACAACUAAAAUGAAUAAAUUCUUUCUGGGUUUUGGGGGGUUGUUGGGUGCUGGGGUCCUGAUCUCACUCAAGCCAGGAUGACCACCGUCUUGUGGGGUGGGCUACCCACUGCCUUCAGUCUUCAGUACUCUUGGUGCGUUAUUGGGACUUUUCACUCUCAUUUACAUUAAGUACAUUUGUGACGCACAUACUCAGACAAAACACACAAAACACAAGAUUGCUGGUUUGUGUGUCCAUUUUUUUCUUUUAGGUGCUGCUUGUUUUUUAUUGUUUUGUCUUACAGGUGCAGCAGUUGGAGACCCAUUGUUCUUCUAUCACAUGGCAGCAGACGGCUUAAAUUCAUAUGAUAUUGACAGAUUAGAUCAAUAUGUGUUGUCAGUGGUACAGUGAGCAAAUGUGUGGACUGAUGUUGUUCUGUGAAAAUGAUUUUACUGUGUAGAUGCCAAACACAAACUGAAUCACUUUUCUAAGUACAUCAGUCUGGAGUUCAUUUUGUCAAAAUACUUGCAGGGUCAGUAUGUUAGGAAGUCUAAUGUAUAAAUAUAUUUUUUAGCCUUAAUGCCUCUGAAAGUGAAAUUACUGUGGGUUUGUCAACCAAACGCUUCAACGAAUAUCCACACACCCAGCAAAGUCAUUCAGAUGCUGUUGCAGUCACACUGCUUAUGUUUGUAAUGAGAAUUUAAAAAGUUCAAAUAUAAGAGUAUUAAUAAAGUAUGAAUAACAGAG
Messenger RNA from Oreochromis niloticus (Nile tilapia), 2239 nucleotides. RefSeq names its product popeye domain cAMP effector 3 (gene popdc3). Bases 102 to 995 code for a protein of 297 amino acids. Gene Ontology annotation, biological process: striated muscle cell differentiation; regulation of membrane potential; skeletal muscle tissue development. The record is from RefSeq and is a predicted model, not a curated record. Lineage: Eukaryota; Metazoa; Chordata; Actinopteri; Cichliformes; Cichlidae. Gene Ontology annotation, cellular component: sarcolemma. Gene Ontology annotation, molecular function: cAMP binding. The transcript has 3 exons.